Molecule: messenger RNA, 336 nt
Organism: Blepharisma stoltei
Lineage: Eukaryota; Ciliophora; Heterotrichea; Heterotrichida; Blepharismidae
Source: the annotation of a GenBank genome assembly
AUGACGCCUCUACAACUACAACAUUUACUUAUAACGUUCUUUCUGAUAACAGAUAUCCAGCCUAUACUUCUUCCCUUAUGAUUUCUAAUCUCAAUACCAACCAAGCUCAAGCAAAAUCUGAUUUCACAAGCCAAUUAUCAUUGACCACUACAGCUGUUGGGUCACCAUCAGCCAUUACAGCUGGAUCAAAGCCAUCAUGGUCAACUGCUCCAGCAAAGGGAACUGUCUCUGAUGCAUCUGCUACUUUCACUGCAACUUCUUCAGCAGCUGGAUAUAUUUAUGCCUCAUUCUCAAAUAAUGACCUUACCGGUCGCACUACUUAUGCUUGGCAAGUAG